CGCCUCGACUUCUGAAGCAGCUGGCCGGCGGGUGACGUCAUUUCCCCGCGCCGUGCGCGCGCGCUGGGGCUCCCUUCCCUUCAGCUGCCCCUCCCCUCCCCCUCCCCGCUUCUCACACUCUCUCUCUGAUCUCCAACUUCACUGGAAGCGACCAGAAGAGCCGGCUCGUGCGCUGGGCCGCCGGAGGCGCGGCGCGAGGCUGAGGCUGAGGCGGAGGCGCACCCGCACCCGCGCGCAGGGAGCCGCCCCCUCCCCACGGCGCACCGAGGGGGCGAUGCGAGAGGGAGGAGCAGCGAAGGCGAGGAGCGGGCAAAGUUUGCGGGCAGCCGGGGUGACCGGGAGGCCGGCGGCGAGCAGCUGCUUCAGCAUUUGCGCUACAAAAGGAGCGGCCGAUCCUGCUGCUGGAGUGGGGUUGGCCACCCCCUCACGGUAGGGGCAGGGGGGGUGGGGUCGGAUCGGAUCCGGGGUCGCCCCUGAUGUUGAAGGAGCGGGGAGAGCCGGUGGCAUUUGGCACAACUGAGGGGCAGCGGUCCACUCCGCCCGCUUGCUAUCCCCCGACUGAAGUACUGAAACUGAUCGGGGCCCGUGGUCCACCCCACCCCACCCCCGGCGGGUGGGGGGUGGCGAGGAGAAACCGGGGCGGCUGGAACUGGAGGUGGCGUCGAGCUUCAUCUGGAGUCGGAGAGCGUCUUCAUUCCCUCUGCCACUCGGGCUGCAACAACGUGUACACGAUCCACCAAUCUAGCAAAAAUUCAGGAAGUUGCAAGCUGGCUUUUGGACAUGAACCAGGAAUUGCUGUCUGGGGGCAGCAAGAGGCAUCGAACAGGAGGGUCCCUCCGAGGUAAUGCCUCAUUAAGUCAUGGAGAGGAAGACCAAAUGAAUAGAGUUGUGGAGGUACAAGAGGCAAACUGUAUAAGGAAUGCUGAUAGCAGUGGGGCAGAGGCAUGUAGCAGCACCAUUGAUGAAGCUCCUGCCACUGCAACUGAUGAAGAAGAAAACAACAAUGAAAUCACAGCAGAGAUCAAAGAAGGGAACAAAGAAGAACAAGAUGAUGAUGAAGAGGAAAUGGACCAAGACAGUGAUGAUUUUGAGCAAUCUGAUGAUAGUAGUAGAGAAGAAUCUUACACAAAUGGAAAUGACAUAACUGAUCAAAAUUAUAAUGAUAUUGCCACACAACAUUCACUGGCUCUCUUAACAAAGAAUCAGAUGAAGAGAAAAUUGGACCCUGGCCCCGAGGUCCGAUCUUUCUCUUCAGGGAAGAAACCUUGCAAAGGCUCGGACUACAAAAGCAGCACCACUGGGCUGGUUCCAUGUUCAGCAACACCUACCACUUUUGGUGACCUGAGAGCAGCAAAUGGGCAAGGGCAACAGAGACGCCGGAUCACAUCCAUUCAGCCCCCUCCAGAACUCCAGGAUUGGCUGAAAACUUUUCAGAGUUGGAGUGGACCAGAAAGAUUGCUUGCAUUAGAUGAAUUAAUUGACAGCUGUGAACCUACCCAAGUAAAGCACAUGAUGCAGGUUAUAGAACCUCAGUUUCAACGAGACUUCAUAUCACUCCUCCCAAAAGAGCUGGCAUUGUAUGUUCUUUCAUUCCUGGAUCCCAAGGACCUGCUACAGGCAGCACAAACCUGUCGCUAUUGGAGGAUACUGGCUGAAGAUAACCUUCUUUGGAGAGAGAAAUGUAAAGAGGAAGGAAUAAAUGAACCUGUAUACAUCAAAAGAAGAAAAGUGAUCAAACCAGGCUUUGCUCACAGCCCUUGGAAAAGUGCCUAUAUCCGACAACACAGAAUAGACACUAACUGGCGCUGUGGAGAUCUAAAAAACCCAAAGCAGGUGCUAAAAGGUCACGAUGAUCAUGUAAUCACAUGUUUACAGUUCUGCGGUAACCGAAUUGUCAGUGGCUCUGAUGACAACACAUUGAAAGUGUGGUCUGCUGUUACAGGAAAGUGUUUACGAACAUUAGUAGGACACACUGGUGGUGUCUGGUCAUCACAGAUGAGAGGCAAUAUCAUCAUCAGUGGAUCAACUGACCGGACAUUGAAAGUAUGGAAUGCAGAUUCAGGAGAGUGUAUUCACACGUUAUAUGGUCAUACCUCCACUGUGCGUUGCAUGCACCUCCAUGAAAAUAGAGUUGUGAGCGGUUCUCGAGAUGCCACUCUUCGGGUUUGGGAUAUUGAAACAGGACAGUGCUUGCAUGUGUUGAUGGGACACGUAGCAGCAGUGCGAUGUGUACAGUAUGAUGGACGAAGAGUUGUUAGUGGGGCAUAUGAUUUCAUGGUUAAGGUGUGGGAUCCUGAAACAGAAACUUGCCUGCAUACGUUACAGGGACACACCAACAGAGUCUAUUCAUUGCAGUUCGAUGGCAUCCAUGUAGUAAGUGGUUCACUUGAUACCUCUAUUCGUGUUUGGGACGUGGAGACUGGGAAUUGUAUUCACACGUUAACAGGACAUCAGUCAUUAACAAGUGGAAUGGAACUGAAGGACAACACUCUAGUGUCUGGGAAUGCAGAUUCCACAGUAAAAAUCUGGGACAUCAAAACAGGACAGUGUUUACAGACAUUACAAGGGCCUAGCAAACAUCAGAGCGCAGUGACAUGCCUCCAAUUCAACAAGAACUUUGUAGUAACUAGCUCAGAUGAUGGCACUGUGAAACUUUGGGACCUGAAAACAGGAGAGUUCAUUCGGAAUUUGGUUACACUGGAAAGUGGGGGCAGUGGAGGUGUUGUCUGGAGAAUCAGAGCAUCGAAUACAAAGCUUGUGUGUGCAGUGGGAAGCAGAAAUGGGACUGAGGAAACAAAGCUGCUUGUGCUGGACUUUGAUGUGGACAUGAAGUGAAGAAUUCAAAUAGGAAUUUGUCUAUCUAUCAAGUCAGUGUACAUCACCCUGCUGUUGUUGGGUACAGGAUGUUGGCUUGGGUCAACAGGAUGCCAUGAUGAAGACAAAGUCCUAUGGAUCGCCGGGAAAGGGAGCAAGGGAGGACAUGUUAUAACUGACAGAAUCUGACUUGGUCAGAUGCACAAAUUGUCAUGUUAUAUCUGACUUCCCUUUGACUCUGGGCAGUUUUGUUCAGAAAGACUUGAUACAAAGCCUAGUGCAAUUAUUAUUUUUUUAUUGAUUAUCAGCACCCAGGUCACAGCAGCAAGGCAUAAAAAGUUUAUUUGAAAAGUUGUUUUAAACAAGCUGCUUAUCAGGCCAAGAGCUGGUUUUCUUAAAGACUUGGGUUAUGUCUGCCUCAAUUUGUCCUUUCAGGUUUCAACAUUUGAAACCUUACUGUGAAUUUUGUACAAUUUUUUAUAUAUAUAUUAAAAAAAAAUAAAUAUAUAUAUAUAAAAAGCCUAAUGUUGCCAACAAUCGGUCACAGUAUUAACAUGUAUUUCUCUAUUUAUUCACCACUGCUUCCAGAUUGUUUUAAUGAGGGUUAUAUAGUUCUUCAGAGGCAAAUUAUCCUGAGUGAUCUAAGUGCUUAAAGAACUCAGUAACUUAUGGAGUUCUUGAUUAUUCAAAUAAGUCUUGCUAAAGUUGUCCCAUCCCUGUACUGUAAUCCCAGUGGCCAAAUAAUUUGCUGCUAUGUAUUCUAUUGUGACAUUUCACAUCCAGAUUCUAGUUCUAAAUUUGAUCUGGUAUGAAUAAUUUUUGACUUGUUAAAAAAAGGCUAUUGCCACAGAAACUUGAGCCAACUGUGCCUCAAAGAGGCUGAAAGAAGGGAGGAGAUGCGAAAUGGCGUUGUGAUUUGCUUACGAGAAGGAAAUUGGAGUUAAAGUGCUAUAUCGGAAUGUUUUUUGUUUCUGGACAAUGUUGAACACAUUCCUUCAGAUGGGAGCUCUUUCAGCCUGUAUUAUAGAGAAUUUUAUUGUGAGGACUAUAGUGGAACAGACAAAAGAAACAACUAAGGUUACUGACAUAAUGCAAAAAGAACAUAAAAUUUAAGUGAGAUGUGCAUAUAAAUAAAAGGUGUCAUUGCUUGUCAGUCUUAGUGUAAACAGUAUUGAAAUAUCCAACUGCUACAGUUAUUGCUGUGAAUUACUGACAAAACAAUACUGAAUGUUUUGUCCUGUAACACAGCACAGGCAAAAUAGCAAAUUUUUGUCUCAUUAUUAUUCAAAAUCCACAACUCAACAUGAACUGUGAAAGUGGUUUAACACUGUAUACUAAACAACCUUGAGUUAGAUGCUUUGUUUUUCUUUUUAUUUUCCUGUUAAUUUAUAGUCUGGUUUUUAAGGCAAAAAAUCAGAUUUCAGGUAUUUUACUUUACAGUAUGUAACUGCCUGAUGUAAUGGUGAAACCUAAAAGGGAUUGUGUCUAUGGUUUGAUCCACUUAGAAUUUUUAUUUUCUUAUAACUUAAGUGCAAUAAAAUGUGCUUUUUCAUUUGAAAUUGUUGUGCAUGUUUAGUUUUCCCAUUGGACUGUGUGGUUUGUGUUGAAGCCUAUUUUCCUCAUUAAUCAGAUGACAUUUGCCUCACCCAGGCCUGCUGUUUUUCUUGUAUUCUAGUACAGUGAUCAGCGCUAAAGUAAUCAGUUUUCACAUGCUCAUUUAAUUCUUUAAUGCAGUUGGAUAAAAAAAAACAUUUUUGCAGUGCCUUACUGGGAUGGAUGUGAGGAAAAAGUAGUCAAUAUUAUAGUUAUGCCUGUUUUGGCAAAGAUUGCGCAGAUAGGUUUAAAAAGAUGCUAAUUAAGUUUUAUAUAGCAAGGAACAGAUAAAUUGAUUUUAUUUUGCCAGCACCAUAUUUAUAUGGGCUUUCCUCUCUCCAUUUUGCUGUAUGUUCUAUGAUUGCAUGAAUCAGGACCUUCACAGUUCUUGCCAAUAUUACCUCAAGUCAACCAGUAAUGGAGAUGGCUCACUGAAUUCAUUUAAUAAACAACAGAGGUACUUAGAUCUAGCAAAGUAUUAAAUUUAUGGUUCAGCAAAUUAUAGAAGUAAGUACAUUUUUUGUCUUAUUAAAUAGGAUGCAACUAGCUGUAUGCCUUGAGUUUCUGUACUGGGACUACUUUUAUACAUGAUUUAUGAGACCCUGCCUAAGCUGCAAUAUUGGAAUUUAACUGUAAUUGGCUAAAUCUUCUGACCUGUGCUCCUCACAUCUUUGCUAUCCUUGAUUCUCGGUUUUAGUUGCAUCCAGGGUCUCUUGUUUCCAUCUCAUCCAGUCCUAGACUUUAUGACCUUCUAUUUGGCCAUUUCUGUCCACCCAGUUCCAAACACCAAACUUGUCUCAGUACAGAUAUGCAUGUCAAACCAAUUAUACCUCUGGGUUGAAGCAAUGGACUGCAGUGGGAGGAAAAGCUGUGGUUAGUGGUCAAUACUCCACAGACAUGAUUUAAGUGUUUCUAAAAUGUUCAAAUGUACUUGCAUAUUCCCCCAGAAACAAAUAUGCCCACUGAAUUUACAAAUUACUGCUAUUAGUAAAAAGUCACCAUUUUGUUUAUGUUAUAACUCGGCUGCAAUUUUUGUUUGACGUUCAUUUGCAGUUUAGGUAGAAUCUUUGAGGGAAUAAUAUUUGCUGAUGAGCAAACGAAGUCAUCUUCUAGAUUCAGAGAAUCAGCAAAAAGGCAUGAACAAUUUAAUGAGAUUGUGGUAUACUUUAUUCGUUAUCCUCUUCACAACUUUUGUACCAUCUUGGGAAUGUAAAUGAGAACACCAUGUAUAACAGUUUAAAUUUUGUUUCCCUUUCAAUUUGUUAUGUGGAUAAUGUGUGCACAGUUUCCAGGUGAACUCCCAUUUGUCAAGGCAUAAAAUUUUUCUUAAGGUCUUGCUCAUGAUUUGUUUUGCUUGUAUUUUCCAGAUGCAUUUGAAUAAAAAUUUAUUUGUGAGAUAAUGGGAAUAUCCCACUG
Mobula hypostoma (lesser devil ray) is the source of this 5823-nucleotide messenger RNA. It is a transcript of the gene fbxw7, whose product is annotated as F-box and WD repeat domain containing 7. NCBI's taxonomy places the organism in Eukaryota, Metazoa, Chordata, Chondrichthyes, Myliobatiformes, Myliobatidae. The record is from RefSeq and is a predicted model, not a curated record. Gene Ontology annotation, molecular function: protein binding. The coding region runs from base 781 to 2835 and encodes 684 amino acids. The transcript has 12 exons.